CGUGCUCGCAGAUCUAGAAGUCAAGACUUCCACAAGAACCAAAGUAUCAAACUUCACACAACACCGCCAAAAUGGGCAAGGACGAAAAGACUCACAUCAACGUCGUCGUUAUCCCACGUCGAUUCCGGCAAGUCUACCACCACUGGUCACUUGAUCUACCAGUGCGGUGGUAUUGACAAGCGUACCAUCGAGAAGUUCGAGAAGGAAGCCGCUGAACUCGGCAAGGGUUCCUUCAAGUACGCAUGGGUCCUUGACAAGCUCAAGGCCGAGCGUGAGCGUGGUAUCACCAUCGAUAUCGCUCUCUGGAAGUUCGAGACUCCCAAGUACCAGGUCACCGUCAUUGAUGCUCCCGGUCACCGUGAUUUCAUCAAGAACAUGAUCACUGGUACUUCCCAGGCCGACUGCGCUAUUCUCAUUAUCGCUGCCGGUACUGGUGAGUUCGAGGCUGGUAUCUCCAAGGAUGGCCAGACCCGUGAGCACGCUCUUCUCGCCUACACCCUGGGUGUCAAGCAGCUCAUUGUUGCCAUCAACAAGAUGGACACCACCCAGUGGUCUGAGGCUCGUUUCCAGGAAAUCAUCAAGGAGACUUCCUCUUUCAUCAAGAAGGUCGGCUACAACCCCAAGACCGUUGCCUUCGUCCCCAUCUCCGGUUUCCACGGUGACAACAUGCUGUCCCCCUCCACCAACGCCCCCUGGUACAAGGGUUGGGAGAAGGAGACCAAGGCUGGCAAGUCUUCCGGCAAGACCCUUCUCGAGGCCAUUGACUCCAUUGAGCCCCCCAAGCGUCCUCUUGACAAGCCCCUCCGUCUUCCCCUCCAGGAUGUCUACAAGAUCGGUGGUAUUGGCACAGUACCCGUCGGCCGUAUCGAGACUGGUGUCCUCAAGCCCGGUAUGGUCGUUACCUUCGCUCCUUCCAACGUCACCACUGAAGUCAAGUCCGUCGAGAUGCACCACGAGCAGCUCGCCGAGGGUGUCCCCGGUGACAACGUUGGUUUCAACGUGAAGAACGUUUCCGUCAAGGAUAUCCGCCGUGGUAACGUCGCUUCCGACUCCAAGAACGACCCCGCCUCCGGUGCCGCUUCUUUCAACGCCCAGGUCAUUGUCCUCAACCACCCUGGACAGGUCGGUGCUGGUUACGCUCCCGUCCUUGAUUGCCACACUGCCCACAUUGCUUGCAAGUUCUCCGAGCUUCUCGAGAAGAUCGAUCGCCGAACUGGUAAGGCUACUGAGGCCAACCCCAAGUUCAUCAAGUCUGGUGACUCCGCCAUCGUCAAGAUGGUUCCCUCCAAGCCCAUGUGCGUUGAGGCUUUCACCGACUACCCUCCUCUGGGCCGUUUCGCCGUCCGUGACAUGCGUCAGACCGUCGCCGUCGGUGUCAUCAAGUCCGUUGAGAAGGCCGCUGCUGGUUCCGGUAAGGUUACCAAGUCCGCUGCCAAGGCUGCCAAGAAA
Molecule: messenger RNA, 1449 nt
Organism: Clonostachys byssicola
Lineage: Eukaryota; Fungi; Ascomycota; Sordariomycetes; Hypocreales; Bionectriaceae
Source: the annotation of a GenBank genome assembly